AUGACUUGCUUCGGUGGACGCGAAGAGCAAAUUUAUCAACUUGAAAUAACAGUUCAACGUCUGAGACCUACAAAACACGAAUUCGAAUGUUUGUUUGGUGGAGUAGCGCCAGACAUACAUCUAUCAUGCCUGAAACUCCCAAAAUUCAUAGUAACACAGCCAUCUGAACAUGCUUUAUGCAAUAUGGAAGAUUACAACGAAGUCGAUGGUAUAUAUUACGGUGCUGGGUUAUCAUGUUUAUUUGCCCGAAAGCCUCGAGAUAUUGUGGCCGAUAUGAAAGCUUGCAAUUUGAUGGUGAGGAUUUUCAAAAAAUGCGAACUUUUCCACGUUGCCCAAGUCGAUAUACCAAUGAAAGGGUGUUUUUGCGAUCAAAUGACAAUGGUUGAUAAUGAUGAUGCCCACAAGCCUAAACCCUUUGAAAUCAAUGGUCUUUACGAUAUCGUGGAUGUAGGAGAAAAUUACUUGGGAUCGAUCAAAUUGCAUUUAAGACUUUCUUUACUUGGGCAAUACGUUAUAACAAAUUAUGAGCUAAGAGAAAAUGAUUGUCUUUAUAAGUACAAAAAAGGACCCGAAUUAAUUGUCACAAGUGUCAAAGAAGAAGAAAACGAAGACAGGAGACUCAAAGCAAUAAGCAUCAUGAUUACACCGGAUAAUCACGAAUCCACGAAGCUUACCAGUUCGAACUUAACUGAUCAAGUGAAAAAGCGUCAGGGUAAAAAUUCACAAUCAACAAUCAUCGAUGCCCGAAGAAUGCGUGGAGGUGGUUGUGGUGCACAGUUUCUCGAAGGUUUUACCAAGACCCCUGAUUCUCGACGAUUGAUGGCUGGAGGCUGCGGAGAAAUUUAUUCUGAUGCUGGAUGUUGCGGUGGCCGCAGUGGGGCAAGUCAAGUGAACAAUAUAAUCGAAUUUGGUGAUGAUUUUAAGCAAUGGAACACUUCUGUUGGGCCAGCCUACUUGGCUCAAAAUAAAUGUAACAUGAAAAACGUCGAAAAAAAUAAUGUCCAAUUUAAUUGCCCUGACAAUCAACAGCCUUUGGAUGCUAUGCUGAGAAAAAAAGGCAAUUCCGUAUGUUCGAAGAAACCAUGCAUGGGCACCAAUUGUCUAAUAAAAGCUUUCAAUGAUGCCCAAGACUUCGUUAAUAGUAUUGGUAAAGUUCCGGGACUGGCAGGUUUAGGUAUAAUCGAAAGUCCUUACUUUGGCCAAGCAAAAGAAACUAAAACUAUCAAGUCGGAAUUUAAACCAACGCCAAACAAAGCACCGGAAAUCGCUUCCACUAAUCGAAAUGCAGAUAAUCCAAGAAAAUCAAAUCAAAGUACACCGUUUCCUAGUAACAAUAAAUCUCUAGUUCAAGAAGGUAAUGCAACUUUUCCAGAUUCCCAAAGCAUCGCUCAAUCAAAACAAAAAAAAAGUGAAAAAGUAGAAAAGCAAAAAGAUGUAGAAAACCUGCCACCUCCUGCUCCUGCCAAUGAAGAUGCGCCAUGCGGUGAUCCCACGUGCAAAUCGAAACCAAAAAAAAAUACAACAGAGGAAGGCACAUCGCAUACCAAUGAGAAAACCGAUAAUCAGGAUAAAAAUCCAUCUCAUAAAACAAAUAGAGGUAGAGCGCCACCUCAACAGGCUGGUGAAAAAAGUCAGAAAUCCAAAAAUCCCAAACAAUUCGUUUAUUCUUAUGGAAAUUCUUACCCUAAAUCUGUAUACGGACAUAAAGAUUGUAAUUCCGUGAGGCCUUUAGUUCCAGCACGUAUGGGAUGGAUGUGGAAUAAAACUGAUACUAUUGGACACUUGAAACCUAGAACUGGUUGGAAACCUGGAGCUAUUAGUGUGCAAAUGAGAGAUCUUUUAAAAGAAGCAAGAGAUGGCUUCUUCAAACAAAAAUCAAGACCUGUUUCAGCUCCAACUAAUUCUAAAGGAGCGAAAGGAAAACCUCAAAAGACCAUAAGCAGUUUCGCAAUGAUGAAAGGAGCUCAGGAAGACGAAAAUGAAGAAGAAGUUGAAUUCCCACCAACCCUUCACAUUCACAGAAAAGAUGGAGUGUAUUAUGUCACCAUGUACCCUAUCAGAAACGAAAAUGAUACAGAUAAACUAGAUGAACCAAUAAAUCCUUUACAAUUCAAGAUAGUAAAGAGUAAAACUUCCAUAGCUUCGAGCUCUACUGCAUCUGACAUGGAAAUAGAAUUUUCACCCCCAGCUGCAGUGAACCGUUUGAAAAAGAAACCAAACGUUGUGCAUGUGGAUACACAAGUUCAGCAACAAGAAAUUCUCGACGCAUGUAAAAGACCUUCGGAUGGCAAAAAAGGAGACAAAAAUGGCAAACAAAAUGGAAAAAAUAAAAAGAAAUAGAAAGAUU
This is a messenger RNA of Trichogramma pretiosum, 2347 nucleotides long. RefSeq lists its product as uncharacterized. NCBI's taxonomy places the organism in Eukaryota, Metazoa, Arthropoda, Insecta, Hymenoptera, Trichogrammatidae. Bases 1 to 2340 code for a protein of 779 amino acids. The record is from RefSeq and is a predicted model, not a curated record. The transcript is spliced from 4 exons.